Molecule: messenger RNA, 519 nt
Organism: Penicillium cataractarum
Lineage: Eukaryota; Fungi; Ascomycota; Eurotiomycetes; Eurotiales; Aspergillaceae
Exons: 1
Coding region: 1-519 (172 amino acids)
Source: RefSeq, a predicted model, not a curated record
AUGCCAUCCUCAACCCCCGCCGGCGGCGCCUCCGCCACCCCCGAUGCCCUCGAAUCCGACCUCCUCACAAAGCUCUCUGCCACAUCUGCAUUGGAGGAUCUACAAGAAAGCCUGCUCAGCUCCCUACACCGUGUAGGGUGGACCGAGAAGAUCACAAGUCUCGCCACCGAGCUUCUUCGCGCGGGCCGGUGCGAGACCUUCGACGAUGUGAUGGAAGCAGUCGUCGCUUCCGCCGAAGGCAGGACACAUCCCGCGCUGGGAUCCAAAAACUCCAAACAAAACGGCGAAUCAACGUCAAACGGGACAAAAGAGACCAAAUCAAAUGGGACCAAAAAGGGAAACGAUGCCGCCAACAACAGCAACUCCAAUACCCCGUAUGAUCCGGUGAAAUAUAUCGAAGAAGUGGACGUGCGUAUCCCAGAACCUAUCGUGGAUGAGGGUGUACGCGGGCUGAAGGACAUAUUGCGGGAAAUGGUCGACUUGGAAGACGAGAAUACCUCGAAUGGCGACAAGAAGUAA